UCCUCCUCCGGCGUCUCCUGCGAUGCUGCAUGGACCCAGUCGAAGCCUUUCCCGUCCCUCAUAGACUCUGAUUUCUACUCCUGCAGAGACAAGAGCAGCAUCUUCUUUUUUUUAUUAUUCCUAAAGAUCAUGGACAAAGAGAGGAAAGCCUCUCAGCAGUACGGCUCUCUGGAGAAGACGCAGACUGUGAAGGAAGCCACCGAGAAACCAACAGAAGAUGUCGUCUCCAUGGCCGACUCCACCAUCACCAUCGAGGACAUCGAAGGAGAGCUGUGCAGGAUCGAGCGGAUACGAGACAUCCUCGUGCGGCGAGAGUCGGAGCUGAGAUACAUGAUGGACGACAUCCAGCUCUGCAAAGAAAUCACACGGCUGAAGCAGGAGCUGCAGAAACUGGUGUCAGUUCCAGACAAAGACAAGUCCAAAGAGGAUCGGGAGCGAGAGGAGGAGCUGCUGCAGCAGAUCAACAAGCUGGUGGAGACCAGAGACUUCCUGGUGGAUGACGUGGAGUUUGAGAGGUUGAGGGAGAGAGAGGAAGACAGAGAGAUGGCCGCCUUCUUACAGGCCAAAUUUCCCAAAGCACUGGCAGCUAAAGGUGCUUUGCAAGGUCAAAAGGUGGCGUCCAAGUCCCAGACGACAGCACCGUUCAUCACUAAAACCGGACUGACGCUCCUGAAAGACUGCUGCGGCUUCACCUGCUCGGUCAUGUAGCGCACGGAGGGAAAGUGUGUGUGUGUGUGUGUGUGUGUGUGUGUGUGUGUGUGUGAGUGUAUGUACUAAAUGCUUUCACCUAUCUACCAUGUGUCGGCCCUUUCAAGGAAGCUCAUGUGCAUUAUUUCUCAUAUAUGCUCAUAUCAUGAAGGGGCUUCUAUUAAACUACUUGAUGUGAUUUGCUGCUGCUGCUGCUGCUGCUGUGGAAAUCUGUGCUUCUAUGUCUUGCAGCGGGGAAGCUGAUACACUAAUGAUUCCUGCCCAGUUAAGGUAAUUAGACGUUAUUACGGCUGCUCUGACAGCGCAAUUAUCUGUUUGUAAUGUAUUAGACGUCCCUCAGGGAGGAAACCGACGGUCUCCCUUCGCCGCUCGCUGUAGGAGCCGAUUGUUAUAUUUGUUUGGACUUUAACUGGGCGUUAUUUUAAGUGAUUGGUCUUUUUUUUUAGGUGUUUUGUAAAGAAAAAAAACAGAAUUUCACAUGCAGUAUAUGAUAAAAGAUAAGCGUGUCCAUGGUGCCAUGAUAGUAUCAUCUUGUGACUGUAGCAUCUUUGCAGUGUUGUUAUAAUAAAGACGUGUAGCGCUCUU
Messenger RNA from Stegastes partitus (bicolor damselfish), 1293 nucleotides. RefSeq lists its product as uncharacterized. The record is from RefSeq and is a predicted model, not a curated record. The coding region runs from base 130 to 708 and encodes 192 amino acids. The transcript is spliced from 6 exons. Lineage: Eukaryota; Metazoa; Chordata; Actinopteri; Pomacentridae.